UUGUGUGAAACAACGAAUGGCGAAGCUCUUUCUCCACGUUUGUUUAUUUUGAAUGUUUUUUGAGUGAACUGGCAGUGACGUUUUGAGACAUUCUUUAACUUUUUAAGAAUUUUUCAUUUUUAUUCAAUGAGACUUCUUUUUUACUAAUAAUAUGGCCGAUAACUCACCUUCUUGUUCCAUUGAUUGGAAUCUUCCAACAUUUUGUAUUGUUACUGGAGCUAGUCGUGGACUUGGCCAAACAAUAGCAAUUGAAUUUUGUAAGAGAUUCUGCAACGGCAGUUGUACAUUGUUAAUUGCUCGUGAUAAUCAAAAGUUAUUAAUUACUCAAGAUGAAAUUCAGAAAACUAGCGCUGUUAAAACGCAAGUAAUUGCACUUGAUUUGGCGAUUCUUGAUAGUCCUAGUUACGAACAUCUUCUGACAAAAUAUCUUCAGCAAACAGGUUGCACCGCUUGCAACUUUCAACAAGCAGUUUUAGUUCACAACGCUGGUACACUAGGUGAUGUAUCGAAAACAGUGACUAGUUGCAUAUCAUCAAAAGAAAUCAAAGAUUAUUUUAAUCUUAAUCUUCAUUCUGUUAUGUUCCUGACAUCGGCUUUUCUUGAAGUUUUCGGAGUUACUAAACGAAAACUUAUUAUCAAUAUUUCCUCGUUAGCUGCUAUUCAGCCUUUUAAAGGAUGGAAUUUAUAUUGUACUGGAAAAGCAGCAAGAGAAAUGUAUUUUCGAGUGUUAGCUGAAGAAGAUAAAAGUGUUGUUAUUUUGAACUAUGCUCCGGGACCUCUGCUUACAGACAUGCUUCCUCAGAUUUUAGAACAAGCUUUGCCAGAGAUAAAGCAACAAUUUCAAGCUGCUCAGUCUCAAAACCAGCUACUAACAUGCGAGUAUACUGUUCAGAAGCUUAUUGGAGUUCUAGAAAGGUCACGCUUCAAGUCUGGGGAUCAUGUGGACGUUUUUGAUGCGAAUUAUUAAGUAAUGGUAUGAACAGAUGUAAUUUCAUUUAAUUCAAAUUGCAUUUUUAUCAGGAAAAAAAUCGAAAACAAAAUUUUAUUUUUUACUAAAAGAACGCUAAGUGUAUAAAAGUAUAUCAAAGCUUGUAUUUCUAUUGAAAUGUUUGUUUUUUGAUAUAGUUUUGAAAAUAAAAUUGUAUGUUUUGUAAAUAC
This is a messenger RNA of Uloborus diversus, 1158 nucleotides long. RefSeq names its product sepiapterin reductase-like. Gene Ontology annotation, biological process: tetrahydrobiopterin biosynthetic process. Gene Ontology annotation, molecular function: sepiapterin reductase (NADP+) activity. NCBI's taxonomy places the organism in Eukaryota, Metazoa, Arthropoda, Arachnida, Araneae, Uloboridae. Bases 152 to 967 code for a protein of 271 amino acids. The record is from RefSeq and is a predicted model, not a curated record. The transcript is spliced from 3 exons.